Molecule: messenger RNA, 871 nt
Organism: Scheffersomyces coipomensis
Lineage: Eukaryota; Fungi; Ascomycota; Pichiomycetes; Serinales; Debaryomycetaceae
Product: type 1 protein phosphatase-activating protein
Exons: 1
Coding region: 306-833 (175 amino acids)
Cellular component (GO): nucleus
Molecular function (GO): protein phosphatase 1 binding; protein serine/threonine phosphatase inhibitor activity
Source: RefSeq, a predicted model, not a curated record
GUGGAAAUUAGAAUUAUAAUAAAGGAAAAGCGAUAUUUUAAGAAUGUUUCCUUUUUUAGCUUUACUAUCUAUAUUUAGUUGUUAAAAAAUAACCCCCUCUCCCCCAUUUUGGAUUUCAUUUUUUUCACAAUUAUUUUUUUACGAAAAAUGACAAACCGUUAAAAUUUGCGACAAAACUUUAUGACAAACCGGCAAUCCAAAAAUGACAAACGAAAACCAUAAAAAAAAAAAGCGUCAUACAAAAAUAUUAGAAAUCACAAGUUUAAAUUUGCUAACUUAUAAUAUCUACAUACAACCAAAGAACAAUGUCAUCAACUGCUCAACCUAGAUCACAAACACAGACAGUGACAAGAACAGAAACUGCUCAGCCGAUUUUAAGACUAAGGAAUAAAGAUGGAGAGACGAAGAAACGAGGGAAGACAAGACCGCAAGUGAGUUGGAAUGAAGAUGUGGUAGAUAAUGAACAUAUGAAUAAGAAGAAAUCAAAGAUAUGUUGUAUAUUUCAUCCUCAACGUGAGUUUGGUGAGGAAUCUGGUAGUUCGUCAGAUGAUUCCAGUAGUGAUUUAUCGGGAGAUGAAGGUGAUAGACGUAAUAAUAUCCAUAAUCAUGAUCAUGAUCAUGAUCACGACCAUAAUGACGAUGAUAAUGAUGACUUUGUAUGUGAUCAUGGUCAUGUUCAUAAGAAAUCCGAUAAAAUCAAGAAGUCCAAAUCAAAGAAAUCAAGUACUAUCAACGAUAGUAAACCAAAUGCAUAUGAAACUCAACCUGUUUAUAAAAAUCAAUCAACUUUACCUACCAAUGAUCAACAAGAUAUACAUACAAAGCCACAAUAGAUAGAUAGAUAAUUUACAAGUAUUUCGAAUAUUUAUUU